AAUUUCGGUCUGUGGCCGAUCCCCGGGGAGGUGGGUAGGGGGCCGGCCCGCGGCGAGGCGGAAGCUGCCCAGGCUGCUGCCCGAGCCUAUUUCGGAGGCGCACGGAGCCCAGCCGGACCGAGGCGGGGAGGCGGCCGCUCGGCGGGGCGAGGCUAGCGGAGCUCCGGGCCGGAGGCGGCGGCGAGUCCGAGGCGGCCGGGGAAGGCGAGGGGUCGUCGGCGGAAUCCCUGCGCGGCGCUCCGCUUCUCCUCUCCGCGCAUUGCGCCCCCUCUCCAAAGACGCGCGACCCGUCCAAAGAUUCCCUCCUUCCCCAGGGGCAGGGGGGUUGUUUCCCCUCUUCCGAGUCUCCCUCCCCGUUGGCUCGAGACCCGCUGAUCCUUGCAAAGGGGAAGCCACUCUGCACGUGCUCAGGGGCGCUCUGGAGCCGGGCGAAGGAAGGUGCGCGCCGAGGAGACGCGGCUGAGCCCGGCACCUCGCUCAACCCUCCCCAGGCAGGACCAGCGGGACAGCCGCACCCCCGGGAGGCAUGCGGAUGUGAAGUGUUCACGAUGCCUUAUUUUUUUGGAGAAAUGUGCAAGAACGACCGGACAUACGAAGUGAUCUUCUCCGGAAUGCGCAUCCACCCAAAAGGGGCGACGAGACCCUUUCCUAGGGAGCCAUAAAGAGGUCAGCCCUUCAAGGAGGAGUGAGCAAUUAGAGCUUGCGAAUGCCGAUAACUACAAUAAAAACAUGGGGGUCGGUCCAAGAUGUUGCCCCCAGUGGCGGGCGACGAUGGUAUAACCCUUGUCCAAAAAUCUUCUCAGGGCUGCCUGACCUCCCGGGCGAAGACCUUGCAGGAGCGGCGCCUGCGAUGCCUCCCAUGGAAACCGAGGCCCCUCCUUGCAUCAGACCCGAAGGCGCCUUGGCAGAGGACCGGUCUGAGGGCAGCCCGGAAGCGAGCCAUGCCUCCCAGCCGCCUGGCACGGCCGUGACGCCCAUCUCGCGCACCGUCUGCCUAUACCGGCCUGUGGGCACCUUUGCCGACUCGCAGCCCCUCGUCCUGCUGCUGCCCUGGUUUGGCGCCCGGCCCGGUGCCCUGGCCAAGUACCUCUCCCUCUACCUGGGCCGCGGCUGGGCUGUGCUGGUGGCCGAGAGCAGCCUGGGCCACUUCCUGUGGCCACGGUGGGGCCUGGCGUAUGCGGAUCAGCUCCUGGGGCUCCUGGGGGAGGGCAAGGCCCUGGGCACCCAGCCCCUCCUCAUCCACGCCUUCUCCAUCGGAGGGUACACCUUUGCCCAGAUGAUGGUGCACCUCGCCAGACACCCCGAGCGGCAUGCCGGCAUCGGAGAGCGCAUCUGCGGCUGCGUCUACGACAGCCUGGUCGCAGGCAGCCUGGAGAAUAUGGCUCAGGGCGUGGCCAGGAUGACCAGCUCCUCUGCGGCCGUCCGGCCUCUCCUCCGCGGAGGCGCCCUGCUGUACUUCCGCCUCUUCCGCCUGUGCACCGUGGCACACUACGAGGCUGCCCUGGGCGCCUUCCACCACCCGCCCCUCCGCUGCCCCGUGCUGGUCUUCUUCUGCCACAAUGACCCGCUGAGCGACGCCCGCACCAUGCAGCAGCUGCUGGGCGCCUGGCGGGCACUGGGCCUCCGUGUGCAGGUGCAGGAGUGGGCAGUCUCUCGCCACGCGCAACACCUGCGCCUCUACCCCCAGGAGUAUUCCCGGGCGCUGGGCGCUUUCCUGCAGCAGCUGGGCCUCCUGCCCACCUCUGGACUCCAGGCAAAACUUUAGCGCGUGAGAAGGAACCAGAAAUGGACGCUCGGCAGAGGAGGAAGACAUCACCGCUGCCAUCCCUGCGGCGGGCAUGGAGGCGAAAGGCCCGUUUGCCAGAGCCGCUCCAGGAGGCUGCAACCGGAUGGGUGGCUGGACUUGGGGGUCCCAAUGGAGCAACUCUCCCCACCCAAAAAACCCACAUACUUUUGAGCGCUGCAGCUUAUUGCAAUGGAAGUGCCCAGGAAAUAGGUGCCAUGGAUGGGUGGCAUGGAGGUGAAUUGCCACCAGCAGAAGGAGGGCAGGCGGCAAGGCUGUUCCCCCCACUCUGCUAAGGUUGUGGGGUCUUUCUAAACACGUCAGCAGCGGAAGCUGGGAAGCCAGGAUUGCAAUGGGGGGAAGUGGGCAACGCGAAGUCUCCCUCUCCC
Podarcis muralis (Common wall lizard) is the source of this 2172-nucleotide messenger RNA. Lineage: Eukaryota; Metazoa; Chordata; Lepidosauria; Squamata; Lacertidae. The record is from RefSeq and is a predicted model, not a curated record.